GCCCCGGGAAGAGGCCUGGGUGGGGCUUGUGCUCAUGCUCGGUCCUGAUUGGCUGGUCUAAGCAGCGCGGAGCUCGGCGGGAGUUUCGUGGAUCUGGCGGGUUCAGGAACGAGCCCCAUGGCUCUGCAUUGGCGGGUUAGGUCCCCGGCGCCGGCAGGUGCAGGAUAUUCAAAGAAUGAAUUGGGAAGAACACAUCCCAUGAAAGACAAAGCUGGUCAAAAGCACAGGCCUAAUGAUACAUUUGACUUUGCUGAUAAUUCUGACAUCUCAAGUAUUGGCAGCCUUGGUGAAAAUGAGAAAGAUGAUGAACCUUAUGAAACCUUUGAUCCUCCGUUACACAGCACAGCUAUAUAUGCUGAUGAAGCAGAAUUUUCCAAACACUGUGGAUCAUCCAUGCCUUCAACUCCCCAAGGAAAAGAAGGAAAGAAAAGCUCAAACACUUCUGAAAAUGAAGCAAGUGAAAAUGAAUCUAUAAAAAAUAGUGCAAAAAAGCCAAGAAAACUCAAGCCCAUUAGUGAGUCGGAAAGCAGUGAAGAAGAUAACGUAAGAAGAAAAGUUAAGUUGGCAGAGAAAGUAAGUACACAGCCACACGCAGCUGCUCCAGAUGUGGCCUCUUCAGGAUGUGCGGAGAAGCCAGCUGAAUCAGUCCCUCCUCAAAGUCUGGGACCCCUCAGGGACCAGUCCUCUGUUGAAAAAGAGAGUCAUGCAACACAAAGUCAACUGAAAACUCAGAAAAAAGGGAAAAUAUCUCCUGGAAAAAGGAAGAAAUCAAGAAGAGAAGCCAUCGAUUCAGAUACUUCCGAAAGUGUGCAUAUUUGGUGUCUAGAAGGGAGGAAGACCAGAGACAUCAUGGAAUUGGAUAUUGUUUUGUCUGCAUUUGAGAAAACCAUUGUAGAAUAUAAACAAAGAGUAGAAUCUAAAAUUUGUAAGGAAGCCAUCAACAAAUUUUCUUUUAAUAUUAAAGAAGAACUCAUCAGAAUGCUUAAAGAAGCCCACAUGUUGAAAAAUCUGAAAAGGAAGAAUGCUAAGAUGACUUCUGAUAUUGAAAGAAAAAGGCAGCGUCUCAUUGAAGUCCAAGAUGAACUUCUUCGGUUAGAACCACAACUAAAACAACUACAAACAAAAUAUGAUGAACUUGAGGAGAGAAAGUCAUCCCUUAGGAAUGCAGUGUAUUUCUUAUCUAAUUUAAAACAGCUUUAUCAUGAUUAUUCAGUUGUUCAAGAGAAAGAACCAAACAUAAAAGAAAUGUAUGAUUCAUCCAGCCUUCCAGCUCUGUUAUUUAAAGCCAGAACACUUCUGGGAGCUGAAAACCAUCUGCAAAAUAUCAAUCAUCAAUUAGGAAAGCUCCUUGGCCAGGAAUGAGAAGACCAGUCUAUGAAAUAUUACCUACAUAACACAUCUCAAACUUUUUUAAAAGUAUGACUUAAUCACUAAAAUAAAUGAAACAAGUUUGUCUUAGAAGCCAUAGUCAUCUUUCCUGAUAAUAAAAUGCUAAUACCUUAUUUUAAUCAGCCCCAGAUAUUAAAACCCAGACAUGAGUAUUAAUCUAUAAAUAAACUUUUAAAAUUA
This is a messenger RNA of Marmota flaviventris (yellow-bellied marmot), 1569 nucleotides long. It is a transcript of the gene Cenpu, whose product is annotated as centromere protein U. Lineage: Eukaryota; Metazoa; Chordata; Mammalia; Rodentia; Sciuridae. The record is from RefSeq and is a predicted model, not a curated record. Gene Ontology annotation, cellular component: nucleus.